UGCUGCUGCUGAGCCAGGCAGCCGGAGCUCACAGCGCUGCUGAGCCCAGCUACACCGGGGCGGUCACUGGCACGCACUGCCCCCGGGAGGGAGCUCCGAUCACUGGCACUUUCCCCAGCUCUGCCUAUGCUGCCUGCUCCCCUCCUGCUGGGCACAGCAUUCCACUGACUCUCCGCACUAAUAAUGGAUCUAUUCGACUUUUUCCGAGACUGGGACCUGGAUCAGCCGUGCCAUUUUGAGCAAGAUCGAAGUGCACUCAAAAGAAAGGAGUGGGAAAGGAGAACCCAAGAAGUACAACAAGAUGAAGACCUGUUUGCCACCGGUUUCAAUCUUUUUGGAGAGCCCUAUAAGACAAACAGAGGAGAUGCACUUGCAAACCGUGUUCAGAACACAUUGGGAAACUAUGAUGAAAUGAAGGACCUGCUAACCAACCACUCCAAUCAAAGUCAUCUUGUAGGAAUUCCAAAGAAUUCAGUUCCCCAAACGCCAGUUGAGAAAAAUGAACAGAAUUUUUUUCCAGAGCAAAGAAACCGUGUGGCUCAGUGCCACCAAAGUAGUAGCCAUCCAGCAUCCAACAUGCCACCACCAUCAACAAUAGCAUCAAAUUCUAGUUUGAUGCACAAUCACGAAGCUACAAGAAAAACAAGAAUGGACUGGCCACAAGGAGGUCAUACCUCCACCUGUACACAAGCAAACCCAUCAAGCAGUCUACCAACCAGAUCAAAACAUAAUUCUUCACAUGACUUAUCUCAAAUUAGAUAUGAAGAUCUAUACAACUGCCAAAAUGACCAACAUAAAUUAGGUAUUAUUGAUGAACCAGUGCCCACUACGUCAUCUUCAAACACAAGAAGACACAAUCACUCCAAGUCAGUAAGUGCAGAACAAUCCUAUAAGGAAAGUUUGCAUUCAAAGUCACCCAUCGAAUUAGAAUUUUCAAUUCAUGGUUCAGUGUCUCCCCUCCCUUCUACGUCAUUGCUACUGGCAAACAAUGGACUUGCAUCUCAAAAUUUUCCUCCUGGAAUUCACAGUAAAACCAGCACAAUACAACAAAAACCCACUGCUUAUGUAAGGCCAAUGGAUGGCCAGGACCAAAUAUCAAAUGACUCACCUGAACUAAAGCCACCAACAGAAACCGAGGAUGGCUUUAACAACCAGCAAUUUGGAAUAAUGCUUGAGGCAAAAGUUAACGUACCGGUUGCUAAAAACAAACUUCCAAAACUUACACUUCCCCAAGCAAAUGAAGUCAGUCUUCCAAAUGAUGCCAGCUGUGUUGAAGAAAUCUUACGGGAAAUGACCCAUUCUUGGCCUCCUCCGCUAACGGCAAUCCACACCCCAUGUAAAUCAGAGCAGACCAAGUUCUCCAUACCCACUAAGGAUUCUCAACAUUUCACCUCAGGAUAUGGCAUGCAAAAACGAUGUGAUGUUACAAGUAAAACAGCAGCAAAAUCUAUUCCACAAAAGUCAAUGCUUGAAGAUGAUCUGAAGUUGAGCAGUGAUGAAGACGACAAUGAGCAGGCAAACGAAAAAACUAAGCCAAGAAACAUUCCAGUGAACGGCCUUCCUAUGCCACCCACAAAUGGUGCCAACACGAUGAACUCCAGCGGAAUAUCUGGAAGUUCCAGUGAGUCUGAAAGCAGCUCUGAAUCCGAUUCAGACAGCGAGAGCAGCUCCAGUGACAGUGAAUGUAAUGAACAGGCACGCCACCCGACUCCCGAGCCUGACCCACCUUCGACGAAUAAAUGGCAAUUGGACAAGUGGUUAAAUAAAGUAAAUUCGCACAAUAAAACAAUAAUAAUCAACCAAAAUGAUGUUCAUUCAGACAAUAUUUCUGAAUCUCAGAAUAACCAACAGGCAGAACAUGAAAAAAUAAAAAGUGACGUCGCCAGCACUGUUCCUCAGCCAGACCCCAAAGAGAGGGAGUUACGUAGCCCUGUAAAGGAAAAAGCCAAACCCAAGGUUCCCCCAAAAAACACAGAAACAAAAACCAUAAAGCAAAAGUCACCAGCUCACAACGAACCAGUCUCACAAAGAUCUAUUGCUAAGAAGCAACCAAAAAAGGUUGAGAGAACUUCUAGUGCAGAAGACUACAACUGGAACAAACCAAAUCCCACCACCAGCACUCCCAAAGACAAAGAGGUGCGAGAAACACCAGAGCAACCAAAAUCACGUGCAAAAAAUACUGUUGCUAAAACGGCACCGAGGAAAGAGCAAAGGACUAGUACAGGAGGUGCUUCGGACAAAAAGAAAGCCAGGGGAGCCAAUAAGAUUGUUCCAAAAUCUAGGGAAUUUAUUGAAACAGAUUCUGCGUCUGAUUCCAACACAGAUCAAGAAGAUGUUUUGCAGGUUAAAAUUUCAUCAGCGUGUAGUGGACCUUCUAAUCCCACCAAAACUAAGGACUGCAGUAGCAGCAGUAGUAAUGUCCUAAGUGUGAGUAGCUCGACAAGCCAUAACAGCAGUAUCUCACUGGAUCAGACAAAUAACGAUUUGGAGGAACAGUUCUCUCCUCUUCCUGUGGUUCAAAAUGAACUUCUAUCUCCCUUAAGGGAUUAUGAAGAACUAAAAUCCCUGUGGGUGAAAAUAGAUCUCACCCUUUUAUCUAGGAUUCCAGGACAAGAGGCCUUUGACAAUGUAACAGUACAAAAUGAAGUGAGAGAAAGUGCUUUCAAACACAAGCAUCAAACACCAGCCACACCAGUGGAAAAAAAUCCCACAAAAUCCAGACGGAAGCACAAGCAGCCUGAAAGCUUUGACACACAGAGCAACAACAAAAAACAGCGCCUAGAGGAAGACACCACCCCAUGUGCACCCCCUCCCUGCAUUUCUCCAAUUCCAAACAGCAGGAUAACCAGCUCAAAAGAGGUAAAGAAGACCACUAAAAAAAGAGAAGAGAAAGUGUUUCCUCCUUUGUUGUCCCCAUUGGCUGAUGAGCCUCCCUGCCGGAGACAUUCCAGUGACAACAUCUCCUUUGGCCUUGACAGUAGUGCCACACCAUUUGGGUUCAAAACCACCAACACCUCCACAAGACACAAAAAGAAUGGGAAUGCUAAAGGAAUAAUUGAAGAUGAUCACAGCAGGCCACCAAGCACUAGCCUUGAGAACAUUCACCUAGAACCCGAAGAGUGGUGCUCUGUGCCUAUUCUAGCCAACGGAAACACAGAAUACAGAAGAUCAAAAAUUACAUUUGACGAGACGUUACACAAUGCUGAUUAUUACAUGCAAGAAGCCAAAAGAUUAAAGCACAAAGCAGAUGCCCUGAUUGAGAAGUUUGGGAAAGCAGUGAAUUAUGCGGAUGCUGCCCUCUCUUUCAUUGAGUGUGGGAACGCUAUGGAGCGAGAUCCAUUAGAAGCUAAAUCUCCAUACACCAUGUACUCGGAGACUGUGGAACUCAUCAGGUAUGCCAUGAGACUGAAGAAUUUCACAGGCUCGGCUGCCAGUGAAGGGGAAAAGAAACUCGCGGUUUUAUGCUAUCGCUGCUUGUCGUUACUCUACUUGAGAAUGUUUAAACUAAAGAAGGACCAUGCUAUGAAGUACUCCAGAUCACUCAUGGAAUAUUUUAAGAACUCUUCAAAAUCUUCCCAGGCGCCCUCUCCAUGGGGAGGCAAUGGAAAGAACACAGAGACACCAUCUCCAAUGUCAUUAAGUCCAUCCUCAAUAAAUUCUGCUGGAAACAGCAGUGGGACAACUGGAUCUUCCUCUACGGGCACUAUAUCGAUUCCACAACGCAUACACCAAAUGGCUGCCAGUCACGUCAAUAUCACUAACAAUGUCUUGCGUAGUUAUGAGCACUGGGACAUGGCUGACAAGCUGACAAGAGAAUCUAAAGAGUUCUUUCAAGACCUUGACACAAUGAUGGAGCCUUUAACACAACACAGCACUAUGACCAACCUGGUCCGCUACGUUCGACAAGGACUUCAUUGGUUACGCAUCGAGUCACAAUUGUUGUAGUGUCUGCUUUAUUCCUCCCACAUUUUCUUGUAUUCUACCUCUACCAGAGCAUAGACGAUCACUGGUGGAUAUCCACUCAUUAUCUUGACUUCAUUUUUUAAAAUAUUUUAUUUGUUGGAAGUGGCUUUUACUGUCAAUGGAAAUGCAGCUCGGGAAGUAGCAUUAACUGCAACGACCAACCCGCCAACCAACCAUUUCCAACUCUUUAAUAUGCCUUGCAUCUCUUGGAUCCAUUCCUAUGUGCUUUAUGAAAUGGUACAAUUUUAAAUAUAUUGUUUUAUUCUUCACUGCCUUUAAUUAAGAACAAGAUGCACUUUGUGAAGAUUUGGAACAAAACUUCUUCAGUAUCAGAGUGUUUUAUGAAAACACUUUAAUUGGGAUAAUUAUUUAAAAUGUUGUAUUAUUAGCAAUGUUCAAACUUUCCUGUGAUUGGUAUUACUUAAAAAUGCGUGUUGCUUGUCUAUGGCAUCACUGCCAAGGCAGCUAAUAUCUGCAAUGUAAUAACGAAAUGGGUAGCUCACUGCUUGGUCACAGAGGUUAAAGGUGAAACCAGUGACACCAGGUGCCAAACUGUACAAUAAGACAUUAACGAAACAGUCUAAUUGUUGUCCUGGUAUAUUUAAAUGUUUUUAACAGAUUUCUGAAAUUCCAUAAAUGGAAUAGAAUGUCUGCUUGCUAAUAUCUGUAGAAUAAGGUCUUAAAUUUCAUUUCAUGUUGGUCCAGAUCUUUUUCAGACUGUUCAUAGAGGACUGUAUUUUUC
This is a messenger RNA of Spea bombifrons (plains spadefoot toad), 4705 nucleotides long. RefSeq names its product ALF transcription elongation factor 2 (gene AFF2). Gene Ontology annotation, biological process: regulation of RNA splicing. Gene Ontology annotation, cellular component: nuclear speck; nucleus. The transcript has 21 exons. NCBI's taxonomy places the organism in Eukaryota, Metazoa, Chordata, Amphibia, Anura, Pelobatidae. Bases 184 to 3945 code for a protein of 1253 amino acids. Gene Ontology annotation, molecular function: G-quadruplex RNA binding. The record is from RefSeq and is a predicted model, not a curated record.